Molecule: messenger RNA, 1419 nt
Organism: Acomys russatus (golden spiny mouse)
Lineage: Eukaryota; Metazoa; Chordata; Mammalia; Rodentia; Muridae
Gene: Acr
Product: acrosin
Exons: 5
Coding region: 85-1419 (444 amino acids)
Biological process (GO): proteolysis; acrosome reaction
Cellular component (GO): acrosomal vesicle
Molecular function (GO): serine-type endopeptidase activity
Source: RefSeq, a predicted model, not a curated record
CUCACCCCGUCGAUUGGCCAGAACACCUUGGAGCUUUGUGACAUCACAGCUUGCAGGCCAGGUUAGGGUAGGAGUACGGUAGAGAUGCUGCCAACUGUCGCCGUGCUGGUCUUGGCAGCGUCCGUGGUGGCCAGAGAUAACGGCACGUGUGAUGGCCCCUGUGGGUUACGAUUCAGGCAGAACCCACAAGCAGCUUUCCGGAUUGUCGGAGGGCAGACUGCACAGCGUGGGGCCUGGCCCUGGAUAGUCAGCCUCCAGAUCUUCACGUCCCAUAACAGCCGCAGGUACCACGCCUGCGGAGGCAGCCUACUGAACUCCCACUGGGUGCUUACAGCUGCUCACUGCUUCGAUAGCAAAAAAAAAGUCUAUGACUGGAGGCUGAUUUUUGGAGCACAGGAAAUUGAAUAUGGAAGAAACAAGCCAGUGAGAGAGCCUCUGCAGGAGAGAUACGUGCAGAAAAUCAUCAUUCAUGAAAAAUACAACAUCGUGACAGAGGGGAAUGACAUCGCUCUUUUGAAGAUCACUCCUCCUGUUUCAUGUGGGCGCUACGUUGGGCCCGGCUGCCUACCUCAUUUUAAGGCUGGUCCUCCCAAAAUUCCCCAGACCUGCUACGUGGCUGGGUGGGGAUACACAAAGGAGAAGGUCCCCAGGCCAUCACCUGUCCUGAUGGAGGCACGUGUGGAUCUCAUUGACCUCGACCUGUGUAACUCAACCCAGUGGUACAAUGGGCGUGUCACAUCAACUAAUGUGUGUGCAGGGUAUCCCGAAGGCAAGAUUGACACCUGCCAGGGGGACAGUGGUGGGCCUCUCAUGUGCAGAGACAACGUCAACAGCCCCUUUGUGGUCGUGGGGAUCACGAGCUGGGGGGUAGGCUGUGCCCGUGCUAAGCGUCCUGGAGUCUACACUGCCACCUGGGACUACUUGGACUGGAUUGCUUCCAAGAUCGGCCCUAAUGCCUUGCAUAUGAUUCAACCAGCCAUCCGUCACCCACCUACUACCCAUCCACCGGCCGUCUCUUUCCACCCUCCUCCUCCUCGCCCUCCUUGGUAUUUCCAACAUGUGCAUUCUCACCCACCUCGGCCGCGACCACCUCGACCUCAGUCACAUCGACCUCUGUCACAUCGACCUCUGUCACAUCGACCGUCUUCACCCCAAGUCUCAUCAGCCCUCAUGCCCUUAGCUCCAAACUCAUCCCCAUCCCCACCUGCAUCCUUUAGUUUUUCUACACAUCGCACGAGGCGCCGCCACACGACCCUUUCUUUUGCUCAGCGUGUACAGCAUCUCAUAGAGGUUCUGAAGGUGAGGACUUAUCCUAGCCAAGAUUCCUCACACUACAGUGGAUCAAUGAACCAUGGUCACCACUACUCCACUUAUAAGCCUCUGUCCAACAAACACAGGCAGCCCCUCCUUCAUUCCUGA